AUGGCAUCAACUUCAACAUCAUCCGUUCCAAGAAGCUUCUUGUAUGAUGUCUUUUUGAGUUUUCGGGGUGAAGACGUACGUACAAGUUUUGUUGAUCAUCUCUUUAAAGCUCUUAAUGACAAAGGUAUCAUCAUUUACAAAGAUGAUAAACGAAUCGUCAAAGGAGAAGAGAUCAGUGACCAGCUCAUCGCUGCUAUUAAAAAUUCGAGAUUUCACAUCAUUGUUUUCUCCAAGAACUAUGCAAAUUCUGCGUGGUGCUUAGAAGAGCUUGCACAUAUCAUGGAGUGCCACGAGACAGGGGAGCAGACCGCUUACCCCAUCUUUUAUGACGUGCAACCCACUCAAGUCCGGAAACAGAGUGGGCCAGUUGGAGUAGCAUUUAAAAAACAUAUAAAGAAAGAGGCUGUUGGACAAAGGAAAAAGUGUUUGAAAAUAGUAGCAGGUCAGGAUUGCUCGGGGUUGAAUACUAGUACAUACUCGAGAUGUCGGAGAUGGAAACAUUCUUUGACACGAGCAUCAAAUCUGGCUGGGUGGGAGUUGAAGAACACUGGUGAUGGCCACGAAGUUCAGUUCAUCCAAAAAGUUGUUGAAGACAUUUUACAAAAUCCACAUUUCACCAAUUUCAGCAUUGAUACUAACUUAGUAGGCAUCGCGAUCCGGGUACAGAAAUUACUUUCAUUAUUACAAGUCGACUCUGAUGACGUCCGGAUGAUAGGAAUCAAAGGGAUGGGAGGUGGUGGGAAGACAACUCUUGCAAGAGCUGUUUUUGAUCAUACAUCCAGUCGGUUUGAAGGUAAAAGUUUUGUUGAGAAUGUUAGAGAACGUUCAAAAGUCUCUGGUUUGCAUAAAUUGCAAGAACAGGUCCUUUCAUCUGUGUUCAAAGAUCGAAGCAUUGAUAUAGAAGGUGUUUCUGAUGGAAAAAAUUUGAUGAAAAGGAUGAUGCCUGGUAGAACAGCUCUUAUAGUUCUAGAUGAUGUUGAUCAUAUAGAACAACUUGAGGCGUUGGUAGGUGACUUUACUCGUUUCAAGCCCAGAAGUAGAAUCAUCAUUACAACGAGAGAUGAGCAAGUGUUGGUUGGAUAUGGCAUUCAAAGGGACAAUAUUUAUGAUGUCGAUAUGCUAUCAGAUGAGGAAGCAAUUAACCUUCUCAGUAGGCAUGCUUUUAAAAGAGAGAGUCCAAUUCAAGAGUAUGAAGGCCUAUCAAAAAGGGUUGUAAGUUAUGCUGCUGGUCUUCCCUUAACCAUCAAACUUUUAGGUUCAUUUCUUUGUGGCAGACCUCAAGAUGAAUGGGAAGAUACCAUCAACAGAUUAAAAACAAUUCCAUGGCACGAUACUUUGAAAAGACUGGAAAUAAGCUAUGAUGGUCUAGAGGAGGAUCACAAACAAAUAUUCCUCCAUGUUGCAUGCCUGCUGAAACUCGAAAUGGAGAGGAAGGCAAUCAUAAUGCUAGAAAGCUGUGGAUUUAAUGCUCGGAUUGGUUUAAGAGUUCUAGAGCAGAAAUCCUUGAUAACUAUCUGUCAUGAUGAUCCUAAUGAUGAGGAGUUAGCCAUGCAUGAUCAUAUAGAAGAAAUGGGUGUCAAUAUUGUUCGUCGUUUGCACCCUGAUGAACCUCACAAACAUAGUAUAUUGUGGAAGAAAGAUGAAAUUGAACACAUAUUAGUCAAUGAAUUGGGUACCGAAGCAACAAGGAGUAUAGAAUUGAAGAAUACAGAUCUCCAUGCAACUCAAAUUCUGCAAGGACUUAGGAAGAUGACGAAUCUAAGAUUUCUUUGCAUUACUAAGAGUAUGAGUCAGGCGAAGUGUAAAAUUGAUGAAAUUGGCGGAUACCUACCAAAUAGCUUACGAUGUCUUCAUUGGCAGCGUUACCGUUUUCGGUAUUUACCUAAAUUGUUUCAAGCUGAUAACCUUGUUCAGCUUUGUAUGAGACGAAGCAAACUUUGGAAAAGAGGAGAAGAAAAGGUUCUUCCCAAGCUCAAAUUCCUUGACCUUAGUCGGUCAAAGUUGAAAACCUUUGACCUUGAGAUGACUCCAAAUCUGGAAGAACUACGUCUCGGAAAUUGCUGUAAGUUGGUAGAAAUCAACAUGAGCGUUGAAUGCCCGCAUCUUAAGAAGCUAAAUAUGAGGGGAUGUAAGGCGUUGAAAAAACUCAACAUGUCCAAUAAAUGUCUGAAUCUCGAGGAGCUAAAUCUGUGUGCAUGUAAGAACUUUGAAGAACUCAAAAUGCAGGUACAAUUUCCAAAGCUAGAAUCACUCUUCUUUGGUUGUUCCGGAUUAACUAACCUGAACCUUGGGAUGACUCCAAAUCUCAAGCAUUUAUAUCUUCAGAAGUGCAGACUCUUGGUAGAACUCCACGUGCCUGUUGAAUGUCCAAAGCUCAUAGCCCUCCGACUCGGUGGUUUUAAAGUGUGCAACUUUAAACCUGAUCUGGCUCCAAUUUUGGAGAAGUUAAUAAGUCUGGAGGGUAUGUCUCUAGAGUCCAUUGAUAUUGAGUGUCUUCCGUAUAGCAUAUGUAUGUUGAAGCAUCUGAGACAUCUUGAAAUAAGGCAUUGUCGGCAUCUAAAGCAGUUACCAGAGGAUUUUGGUAGAUUAGGAUGUUUGGAGACAUUAACCCUAGAGGAUUGUCCAUCCUUGCGUUUCAUUCCCAAUAGCAUCUGUAAGAUGGAAUGUUUAAAAAAAUUAGAUCUCGUUGGUUGUGAGGGGCUUAAGAAACUGCCUGAUGAAUUUGGACGUUUACAAAGUUUGGAAGUGUUAUUUGUAAAGCAUGGAGGCAUAGAAAAUCUUCCCCAGAGCAUUUCUCAAUUGAAAGGGCUUAUGGUUAUACACUCAUGCUUUUGAGCCGUACAAACAUUUUUUUUUUUAGGGUUGUAAAUUUUGGAACGCUAUGGUUCCAAUAGUUGGAUACUGGUUUGUAAUAAAAGUAGCAUGUUAUCUUUUUAGUUGUACAAAGUAUCUGUGUCAUAUGUUAUUUCCACUGUUACCGUAUAUUUGAUCAUAAUGUAUUCGGUUCCUACUUUUAA
This is a messenger RNA of Erigeron canadensis, 3017 nucleotides long. RefSeq names its product disease resistance protein RUN1-like. Lineage: Eukaryota; Viridiplantae; Streptophyta; Magnoliopsida; Asterales; Asteraceae. Gene Ontology annotation, molecular function: ADP binding. Gene Ontology annotation, biological process: defense response; signal transduction. The coding region runs from base 1 to 2835 and encodes 944 amino acids. The record is from RefSeq and is a predicted model, not a curated record. The transcript is spliced from 5 exons.